CCAUUUUCUUCCUAGGGCAGCAGCACCAUUUUAAGAAGUCGCUUGGUGCGUUCCGCACGGUUCGGUGCCAUUUUCCCCAACUAUAGCAGAAGUUAGUCGUACAAUUUUUGUUAUUUACGACGCUUACUUUGGUGGUCAAGUGUUUUUCAUCGACCAACAAGGAAAAUAACACCUUUUACGGCCUUGUCGGAACAAGCUAUCCGUUGAGCUAAUUAUAGCUGGCUAGCUUCCCCCCCAACCAAUGCAACAUUCAUUGAACCUGCUACAACAGAAGCCAGUCAAAAUGAGUGCUGCAUCUUCUCAAACAGUUGUCCUGAAGAGCACCACCAAAGUGUCCCUGAACGAGCGCUUCACUAACAUGCUGAAGAACAAGCAGCCCACCGCGGUUAGCAUUCGAGCCACCAUGCAACAGCAGCAUAUGGCCAGUGCCCGCAAUCGCCGGCUGGCCCAGCAGAUGGAGAACCGGCCCUCGGUCCAGGCAGCUCUGAAUCACAAGCAGAGCCUGAAGCAACGGCUGGGGAAGAGCAACAUCCAAGCCCGGCUGGGACGGCCCGUUGGGAUGGGAAUGCGUGGCGGCGCCAUUGGUGGCAGAGGUGGAUUGCGAGGGAUGACCAGAGGACUUCGCGGAAGAGGCAGAGGAGGAAUGAUGAGAGGUGCCCUCUCCCUGAGAGGCAAGAGAAUGGCUCCCGGUGGCCCCAUGCGAGGUCGCGGCACUAUUGGUCGCAUGCCAAUGCGUAGAGGCGGCCGCCAGAGAGCAGGAAUUCCUGGCCGAGGAGGACCGAUGGGGAGAGGUGCAGGCCGUGGAGGAGUAUCCAGAGGCCGCGGCGGACUCCGUGGGCGCGGCGGUUUUGCUGGCCGACGCGGGCGCGGCAGAGGAAUCGGCCGACCCACCGUGACCCGCGAGCAACUGGACAACCAGCUGGAUGCGUACAUGUCCAAGACCAAAGGUCAUCUAGACGCCGAGUUGGACGCCUACAUGGCGCAGGCGGACCCGGAUAGUAUGGAGUGACCCUGACGGACUCGUUGCAAAAAACUGUACAGCUCCUUGAACACAUACAUACAUGUGUAGUGUUGUUUACUUGUUCUCCCAAAGUAGGCGGGAUGAUUAUGACGAGAGCAUAAACAGUCCAGGACUCUGCUUUGGACCAGCACAAAACCAUUAACACUCAAUGGGCUUCUAUCCCGACAUUAUUUCUGCAGCAAAGCCUGUUUCAUUUGAGUUUGUGGAUGAAAGGAUUUUUAUAAAGCGCUCAGUUGAUUUUAAAUCACGUUUUUUUUUUCUAAACUGUUAUAUAAAUCUUUUAAACCCAUUUCGAGGACCCAUCCUAGUUUGUCAUUUAAUUUCUAUCACCGUUCUUUCCGUCUGCUAUACAAAUGUUACAUUUUGCCAUGCUCAUAAUCUGGUCCUCAAGCAUUUUCACUGGAAAUGUUUUAUAAGUUAUUUGUUGAAUGUCUCAACAAAGUGUUUUUUUUCCAGUG
Messenger RNA from Doryrhamphus excisus (bluestripe pipefish), 1479 nucleotides. RefSeq names its product chromatin target of PRMT1a (gene chtopa). NCBI's taxonomy places the organism in Eukaryota, Metazoa, Chordata, Actinopteri, Syngnathiformes, Syngnathidae. The record is from RefSeq and is a predicted model, not a curated record.